GCUUUGCAUUUUAAGCACAAGGCUGCGCUACGCAGCGGCACGUCGAUUAGCGAUUUGAAUCCGCGAAACAAGUGCCAAGACCAAAUUUGCCAGCAAACGCGUCGUAAGAGCGCGCCCUGGGAGCAAAUUUGCUCUUUUGAACUGAAAGACCAAGAGCUGCUGCGCGAAUCGAUGGAGGCCCUGGUCAACUCCCUCGACACCGCCGCGCUGUCGCGCGAGCAGCUCGAGGCCGAGGUGACCAGGCUGCGGUCCGAGAACGGCCAGCUGCGGAUGGACACCGACGAUCCCUUCCAGCUCCUGCGCGAUUUACCAGAAGACGAACCGCGGCCGUCGCCAUCGAAAUUUAAUAGAGGCAAGGCCAGCGCGUCCGGCGAGCGGCGCGCGAGCACCGCGCGCCGCGAGCCCCUCGGACCGCCACCGCCGCGCCGCGGCACGCUCGACAUCACGAAGUUCUUCGCCCCCGACGAGGCGGCGCGCUACCGCCGGUGCGCCGACAAGGGCGCCGCCGAGGCCGCCGUGCGAGCGGCUCGAGCCGCGGAGAAGGAACGCGCGAAGCCGCCCGACGUCAUCGGGGAGUGGGCGGCGCGCCACCCCAGCAGCGGUGAGAUCGCCCAAUUAGGUGGAGAGAUGGUCGCGGCCGUUAGCCGAGGCACGACGUCAUUACCCCUGGACCAGCUCGUGCAGAUGGGCUUUGAGCGAGGAGCGGCGGCCGCAACUUUAGUUGCUUGUAGUAAUGAUGUGGCCCAGGCCGCUACUCUGUUGACUGAGGCUUCUGAAAUGGCACGUAUAAAAAGGGAGGAGCAUCUGCGGCGCGAUAAGACGUGGCGCAAGCGUGGGCAGUACGAAGCCAAACAGGCGGGCCUCGACCACAAGGGCCCGCAGCAUGUCGCUGCUCUCGCAUUAACACAGCCGACGAUCCCUCUGGCAUUGCUGGAGGCGCCGUCCGUGGACUGCGUCUGGGACUUUAUUGAACAGACGAAUCAGGAGUACGACCGGCUGCACGAGGCUUAUGAGCGGCAGUUCUGGGGCGAGCGCAUGGCUCUGUCGUCGUCAGACUACUCUCCUGAGAAUGAGUCUGCUUCAAAGGAGGCCCUGGAGGCCUUCUUACGAGAUUCUGAUCGAUUAGCGAAGUGCCAUUCACUAAAAGAGGGCCUGUUCACGACGGAGAGACAGAAAAGAAUACUAGACGGCUUCGUGCGCGUCUUUGAUGCUUACCAGAUGGACCCGGCCGCUGUGAGCAUGAGAAGCGACUGCGUGCCUCUGGAACGGGCGCUCACGGAGGCCCGCAAAGCAUUAAUACUUUCGGUCGACGGCCCGAAGUCGGCGCCGCAACUACGGACUCUGUUAAGGACGUCUGCCGAUGAGAACACGAGGGAACGGGCCUGGAAGGAACUGCGGAAGGUCGGGCCCUGUAUUGCGGACGGAUUGUGCGCGUUAGUAAAAAGACGCAAUGCGAUGGCGCGCGCGCUCGGCUUCGAAGAUUUUUACGACUACAAGGUCUCAAAAACUGAAGGCUUCGGGAAAAAGAAAUUGUUCGGCAUGUUGGACGCGUUGAGAGACGGCACCACUACUCUCAAUGAUCGAGCUAGAGCGUCACUAUCCGAAGAUGAUAGGAAGCCGUGGAACGUUUCGCGAGCAACUUCUGGAGACGAGGCGCAACUAGACGCCUACUUCCCCUUCGGCAAGGCGCUGGAGGCCUGGGGGCGUUCCUUCGCCCAGAUGGGUAUUCGGUAUAGGGGGAGUACGAUGACCCUAGAUCUACUAGAAAGACAAAACAAGUACAGUAAUGGCUUCUGCCACUGGCCUCGCUGUGCUUACGUGCGACGCGACCAUUCGUUACGACCCUCGUCCACGAACUUCACGUCGUUGUGUGAUCCUCUGCAGACCGGCUCCGGUAGAGUAGCGUUGAAGACGCGCGUGCCGGUGUGGAAAUCAACCAGUGAGUCAGGUUGUCUUCGCGUCGACGGCGUCUGAGCGUCGUCGAGCCCUCCACGCCAUCGACGCGACGUGUUUCCCACUUCUCGCUGAGUGAGAGCGGUCGCGUCUCGCGAUCUCGGCACCGCGGCCAUGUUUUCGGCUCAAACGCGGACACGACCGCCGAGCGAUGCACGCAAACCCCGAGAGACCCCGAGCUGAAGCUUGAACUCACGCAGGCUCAUGCACGAGGCCGGCCACGCCGCGCACUUCGCGAACGUCGCGCAGGAGUCUCCUUUAUUUGCGCAGGAACGAGCACCAACAUCAAUAGCCUACGCCGAAACCCAAGCCAUGUUCCUGGAUUCUCUUGUGAGUGACGCGUCGUGGCGGUGUCGAUACGCCCUCAAUGCGAGUGGUGAGCGCUUACCCUUUGCGUUGCACGAGGCCGAUCUACGCUCAAGGCACCCGUACCAAGUGUUUCAGCUGCGAGCGUUGCUGGCGGUACCCUACUUCGAGAAGGCGCUCUACGAGCACGCUGAUUUGACGCCGGAAUCCAUCAUAGCAUUGGCCGAUCAGGUCGAGCAUGACAUCGUCGGCGGCUUGGCCCCGCGACCGCUCCUCAGCGUGCCGCACAUUCUGAGGGAUGAGUCGUCGUGUUAUUACCACGGUUAUGUAUUGGCCGAGAUGGCCGUGCAGCAAACGCGAAGACACUUUGGGAGUAGUAUCGUGGACAACCCGUCGGUCGGCGAAGCGCUCACGCAAGCUUAUUGGAGGCCCGGCAACACGGCGGACUUUUUUGAGUUAGUAGAGAAAUUGACGCAUGAACCGUUAUCUGGUAAUGCGUGGAUUAGCUCAUUGAAUAGGGACGUGGAUGAAUUAGUGGCGAGCGAGCGCCGAGCGUACGAUGACGCUAUCGUCACAAGAGAGGACGUCGACCUAGAUAUGAGGAUUCGGAUUGUGGACGGCGAUGAUGUCAUAGCGGACUCGGACGAGUGCGGUUCAUUUCUAGCGACGUGUCGAGUCUUCGAGGCGUACCUCGAGAAAAGGUAUGGCGAUGGUAUGGAUAGAGGUCAUGUUAUGAAGGAGACAAUUGUACAAAGAGAGGAAGUCCCUGUGGAAGAGCCGCGCCGCAAACGAAGUGCAGCAAUAGCGUGGGGCCUCGACAGGCCCGACAAGGCGUCGGUCAUCAUCACGAAGGUUGGGUAUGACAUGGUCGAGUCCUUUCAUAUCGAAAUGACGGAAGGCGACACGCUCGAGCAAGGUGGAAGGAUCAAGGGUGAGACCGUUUCAAGUGUAAAGCCGUUCCGGGCGUAUAAGCGACCGAAGCCGACGGAUCGGACGGAGUGGACGCGCUGGAAUAAUGAUCAGGAACUUCUGAUCGGGCGGGGCGAGGACACCCAACCGGAGGAGUGGCGCUUUAAGUUUGCCUGGCGCGGGUGCGACUUUGUGGUGGCGGGGCCGUCCUGUCUCGAUCGAAGGAGGAAGAAGUUUCAAGAGGACAGUGAGAAGAAGCGGCUGAGGGCAUUGCCGAAACGCAUCAGAACGCUGGGCGACGCCGCUACCGACGCGUUUCUCAACGGCGAUAUGCAACGGGCCGCGGACUUGAGGACCGUCCGGUCUUCACUGGUCGAGGAACAUGCUUCCCUGAAGGAGAAGCACCCCUCCGACAAGCUCCUCAAAAAACUGAAAGCAAUAAAUGCGCGCAUCGACAUGGUCUCGAAACCGAUUGGGGGCGCCGUCAAGGGUGGGUACGGGGAUCAGGCCCGUUUUUGUGGAAGAUCUCUCUUACCGUUGUUCGACGAACGGGACAAGCUCGAGGGCCAGCUCGCGGAGCGCCUCGGGUUAAAAAGAAAGAUCCCGGAACUUCGCGACCGAAGUGGACUCGAGGCGAAAAUGGCGUCGGACGGCUGGACGACGGAGGAAUCGAUGAGGGAAGAUAAUGGGCGCGUCGACCGCUUCUACCUGUCGCCGAGCGGCGGCAAGAAGCUGCGGUCGAUCCUGGAGGUCGCGCGCCACGCCUACCCGGAAUUUCUCGUGGAGCCGGUCAAGAGCGACGAGGGCGGCCCGGCCCUCUGGCACGGCCGCGCGGGCCCCGUCGUGCCUUUGGCUGCGCCGGCGGUGCCCCAGGGCGGCCGCGUGCGCAAGCAGCCGCGGCUCCAGACGGGGCCGGCGCCCGCCCAACUGCGCCUCGCGACGCGCCAGGGCGGCGUCGCCCUGGGGCCGGCCACGGCCCUGCCGGCGUGGCGCGAGGCGGGCCUGCUGCGGACGGCUUCUGGGUAUAACCCGCUCGUCCGCCUGCCCAAGAGCGUGCUGCCGAAGAGCCUCUUCCCUUCCGUAGAACUGCCUCCAUCAAAGUGGCGGCCGGGCAUGCGCGUCGUCGUUCCCGCGCGGGCCUUCGGCGAGGAGUGGGCUUUGGAAAACCCGGGCGACUACCCCGGGACGAUCGUGGAGCUCGACGAGGAGUGCGCCGCGGGGCGGACGUGGCUCGUCGACUACGAGGACGGGCCGACCUCGACGGACGAGGCCUUCUUCGUCGAGGCGCCGUCGCCGAUGGAGGAGGACGAGGCCUCCGAGGCGCCGGCCGCGCCGCCGGACCCCGCGUACCAGGACCUCCCGCUCUGCCGCGACGAGGGGGAGGCGCUGCUGCGCGGCGCGCUCCAGGAUUUGAUGGAAUUGUAAUG
Molecule: messenger RNA, 4595 nt
Organism: Pelagomonas calceolata
Lineage: Eukaryota; Pelagophyceae; Pelagomonadales; Pelagomonadaceae
Source: the annotation of a GenBank genome assembly